CAGCGCCCGGCUUGGGUCGGCCGUGGCGGCCUGGCUGUUUUUAGGCCAGGUCUCUAGGACCGGCCCGGAAGAUGGUGCUGGGCGGUUGCCCUGUGAGUUACCUAUUGCUAUGCGGCCAGGCGGCCUUGCUUUUGGGGAACCUGCUGCUGCUGCACUGUGUCUCUCGGAGCCACUCGUUUAAUGCUACGGCCGAACUGGAUCUCACCCCCUCAGGCGCCGCUCACCUCGAGGGUCCCGCGGCCUCGAGCUGGGAAUACAGUGACCCCAACUCUCCAGUCAUCCUUUGCUCUUACCUACCCGACGAGUUUGUAGAUUGCGAUGCCCCAGUGGAUCACGUUGGAAAUGCAACUGCAUACCAGGAACUUGGUUAUGGUUGUCUCAAGUUUGGGGGUCAGGCCUACAGUGAUGUGGAACACACUGCAGUCCAGUGCAGAGCCCUGGAGGGAAUCGAGUGUGCCAGCCCCAGGACCUUCCUACGAAAAAAUAAGCCUUGUAUAAAGUACACUGGACACUACUUCAUAACCACGCUUCUCUACUCCUUCUUCCUGGGAUGCUUCGGAGUCGACCGCUUCUGUCUGGGACACACUGGAACAGCGGUUGGGAAGCUGCUAACCCUUGGAGGACUGGGGAUCUGGUGGUUCGUCGAUCUUAUUUUGCUCAUCACUGGGGGGCUGAUGCCUAGUGACGGCAGCAACUGGUGUACUGUCUACUAAACGUGGCUGCUGCCCUCUGCCGGCAACUGGUGUACUGUCUACUAAGCACGGCUGCUGUCCUCUGCCGGCCAGGGAAGCGAGCAUUUGGCUGGCGGGAUAAUUAGGAGAAGCUCUGAAUUCUCUGAACAUCACCGUCCUCUUUAGGAGGAAGGACCGACCGAGUUUUUCAACCCAAAUCUUAACCUUGCAGACCAGAAUGACAAGCAGUAUUGUGGGAGCCCAGUCAUACCUUGCCUCACAUACAAAAGCUCAAAGCUCAAAGACAGUGACUUUUAUCCAGAGAUCAUUUUCAGUGAUGUUUCUGUGUGGCUGGAUUUCAGUCGUUUGGAGCAGGGGGACCCAGUAGGAUAAACCGAGGGAAUGUUUAACCACUCACAGCCUUUUGUGACCCUCAGUUUUCAUGCACAGAUGAGAAGCUGCGCCAGGGAGAAGUCUUGAGAAUAUAGAAAUGACUGGAUUUUAAUACACACCAAAAGUCUGACUCUGGGAAUUUAAAUUGCAAAAUAAAGUUUUAAAACCUA
Rattus norvegicus (Norway rat) is the source of this 1234-nucleotide messenger RNA. RefSeq names its product TM2 domain containing 2 (gene Tm2d2). The transcript has 4 exons. Gene Ontology annotation, cellular component: membrane. Gene Ontology annotation, biological process: G protein-coupled receptor signaling pathway. The record is from RefSeq and is marked provisional. Lineage: Eukaryota; Metazoa; Chordata; Mammalia; Rodentia; Muridae. Bases 72 to 713 code for a protein of 213 amino acids.